AUUUCCUAUGAUACUUCGAGACGCUGUGCCUUUUGGGAAAUGAAGUCUUCUGGUUAUUUAUUUUAUUUUUUUAUUUUUUUGAAGAGCAUACCGCUCACCUGGACACAGGACCUCACAUCUCGAAGGAUCCAGGUCUUCGGAGACCCAAGAUCCUGUAUGUGGAGCUGGGAUUUCAGGGUGGGACCCUGCUGAUGUGGAGCGAGGCGUCGGGGAUCUCAGUGGACUACCUACUACAAACUCUUGCUGUCCUCAGGCUCAUACUCCUCAGCUACAACCUACCUGGGGUGGGCCUUACUUGGAACAGAGAGGAUGUGGGGGCUCCCGGCAUCCCGACUGUUGGAUGUGGGGAUACACUGAGGGAAGAGUGUUGAUGAGGGUGUCUAGGGUUCAAAGGUCAGAGAUCAGGCUUGCGAGGAGUUGGGGAGGGGGCAUCGAAAGUCAACCGGGUCAGCGACUGACAGCUCAGGGAAGAUAUUUAUGGGUAAGAAGGUCAUGGAAAGAGAAAUGUAACCGGCCUCGCAGACUUCUUAAGAGACGGACUGUAACUCCCAAGCUCGGUAAGAAGCAGCAAGAGGAGGACGGCGACUGAAGAGAGACGAGAGAAGAGAAAACGAAUGAUCUGAAUAUCCAUUCCUUGGGCUCGGCCGUCACAGUUACUUAGCAGGGCUUUUCUCAGUUGAGACCCUAGGUCUUGGCGGUGAGGAGAUGGCUUCUCCCUCUAGACAGCCUCCCCUCGGGGGGUCAGGACUGCUGCACGGGAGCCGUGCUCGAUCUUAUGGAAGCCUGGUACAAUCAUCCUGCUCCCCCGUGAGGGAAAGACGCCUGGAGCAUCAAUUGGAGCCUGGAGACACCCUGGCAGGAUUAGCACUCAAAUACGGGGUGACGAUGGAACAGAUUAAGCGUACCAACCGCCUUUAUACUAACGACUCCAUCUUCCUGAAGAAAACGCUCUACAUCCCCAUCCUGACAGAGCCCAGAGACCUGUUUAAUGGUUUGGACUCUGAGGAGGAAAAUGAUGGGGAGGAGGAGGUCCGCCCGAGUAAGGAUGAGAUUGGACCAUCUUCAGGAAAGAAGAAGAAUCAAGGGUCAGGGUCCGGUCGGCCCAAUGGCACAGGCCUCCCGCCUCACCAGGAAACCUCCACCCCCAGCCAUGACCUUUCUGCCUCUGAUUUCCUUAAGAAGCUUGACUCACAGAUCAGGCUGUCAAAGAAGGCUGCUGCCCAGAAGCUGAGGAAAGGGGAGAGUGGGGUACCUGAGGAGGACACUGGUCUCUACCCCAGCUCCCCUCGGAUGCAGCAGCGAGCGGUCCUAGGCCCUGUGCCACUCACCCGGACGUCUCGGACCCAGACACUGCGGGACCAGGAAGAUGAAAUCUUCAAACUCUGAUGUCCCCAGAGCUGAUGAGCAAGGCAGGAUGGUGAAGGACCAGCCCGAGGGAGAAAGGAGUCUGAGGUGAGGCUGAAGAGCAGAGCUCCCAGCCUGCCUCACUCCUCUCCGGCCAUCUUUGCCAAGCUUUCUUCAGCUGGGGACACUCACUGGCAAGCGUAGGGAGGGGGGCAGACCUCUUCCCAGUUCUUGGGCUGAAUCUAGAGUUAGCCUUUCGAUUCAAAGGCUCUUCUAUGCCCUCACUGUCCCGUAGGCCAUUCCCUGGCCUUAGAGCCGGGAAGCAGAGACCCCUCCCCAUCUCCAAUGAUCUUACCUAAUUUAUUUGGUGCUAUAUUGAAGUAAUAUUUAUUUGCUAUAUCUAACUCCUUUCUCCUCUUAACUGAGAAAAAACGGGGGAAUUUCCAUAUCACUGAAGAUAGGGAAACUCAGAACCGUAAGGGGAGGCGAGCAGCCAGCCGCCUCCCCCACCUUCCUAGCAAAGCUUGUUACUGAGGGAGGCCUGGGAAUCGGUGAAGCUCACCACAGAGAAUGGCAGACUGCACUGAGUUUUCCCCACUCCCACGGUAAAGGGUAGGGCUCAGCUGUAACUAAGAAUUCCCUACAACGUUUUCCACCCCUUGGCUCUGAGGGAAGGCAGAAGGCUGGGGUACUGACUAAGCAUCUUUCUUUCCUCUCCGAUCCACUCCCCAGCGCGUGGUGGGGCCCAGGAGUGGAAGAUGCUUUGGGGUUCAAGGAGAACAGCUACAGAAGUGUCUUUGUUACACACCCUAGCCUGUCUGUGCCGCGCCCCUCACUUCAUAUGUAUCUGUCAUCUGUACCUGACCUGCAGCACAGUUUCUUUUGUUCCUUAAGUGACGAAAUAGGCAUGGCGGCUCAGUAGUCCUGGGAGUCUGUCUCCUGUUCAGGAGUGGGAAUAAGUGUUGUUUCUAGACCUCUCCUCUAUGUUUAGUAUGGAGCUCAAGAGAUUAAACCGUGAGCCCUGUGA
Mus pahari (shrew mouse) is the source of this 2371-nucleotide messenger RNA. It is a transcript of the gene Lysmd1, whose product is annotated as LysM domain containing 1. Lineage: Eukaryota; Metazoa; Chordata; Mammalia; Rodentia; Muridae. The record is from RefSeq and is a predicted model, not a curated record. The transcript is spliced from 3 exons. Bases 706 to 1386 code for a protein of 226 amino acids.